Brassica oleracea var. oleracea is the source of this 1276-nucleotide messenger RNA. RefSeq names its product protein IRX15-LIKE-like. The record is from RefSeq and is a predicted model, not a curated record. Gene Ontology annotation, biological process: xylan biosynthetic process. The coding region runs from base 73 to 1068 and encodes 331 amino acids. The transcript has a single exon. Lineage: Eukaryota; Viridiplantae; Streptophyta; Magnoliopsida; Brassicales; Brassicaceae.
GACCACCAACACAUUUCGUCUUUGUUCUCUCUUUCUUUCUUUUUCUUUUUUUCCAAAUAAAAAAGUCCGAAAAUGAAGAACAAUGGAAAUACUAAUUUGAUCCUCUUCCACCACCACGCUCCCUUACCCUCAAAAUCAGCUUCCGCCCUCGCCGCCGCGAAUUACCACCGCCUCUUAUUCAUCUUCUUCCUAUCUUUCUUCACCUUCCUCUUCUCUCUCACUCUCUUCUCAUCCUCACUCCACUCCGCCGCAACAACCUCCCACUCCCUCUCCUCAUCUUCACCGUCCUCCUCCUCCCUCUCACCACCGAUCCUCGCCGCACUUCUCCACUACACCUCCUCAACACCACCAAACACCUCAAUGUCUCUCCCCGAACUCUCCGCCGUCUCCACCGUCAUUAACUCCAAAGGCCCCGCCUGCAACCUCCUCGUCUUCGGCCUCUCCCACGAGUCUCUCCUCUGGAGAUCUGCAAAUCUCAAAGGCCGUACCGUCUUCGUCGACGAAAACUCUUACGCCGUUUCCAAAUUCGAGCAGAACAAUCCGGGAGUUGAGGCUUACGACGUCGUUUACUCGACCAAAGUCUCUCAAGCCGGUAAGCUUUUGGGUUAUUAUAAAACCCGACCCGAAUGUCGACCGGUUCAGAAUCUUUUGUUCUCGGAUUGUAAAUUGGGCAUCAACGAUUUACCCAACUUUGUGUACGAGAUCGAGUGGGAUGUGAUUUUAAUCGAUGGGCCACGUGGCUACGCCGGAGAUUCCCCGGGAAGGAUGGCUCCGAUUUUUACUUCGGCGGUUUUGGCGAAGAGUAAAGAUUCCGGCAAGAAGAAGAAGAAGAAGACGACGGAUGUUUUUGUGCAUGAGUUUGGGAGGAAGCUUGAGAGAGUGUACAGUGAGGAGUUUUUAUGUGAGGAGAAUCUGAUUGAGGUCGUCGGAGAGUUAGGGCAUUUUGUUGUGGCGGCGGAAAAAGGGGAGAAACAAGGGAAUGGGUUUUGUCGGAAUUCUACGAAAUUGUCGGAGCCAUUUACGCCGGAUAGUGGUGGCGAUGCCGAGGUCGGUGUUGAUGAUGACUGAAAGUGAGUUACUUUUGGACUUUUGGUGGCUCUUUUGUAAUUAAUCUAGCUUUGAGGGUUUCUUUUUUUUUAACUGUCGUUUAGUUUUCUCGUAUGUUUUAAUUUGGAGCCGGUUACACAUGAAACCAUGAUGUAUCCAAAUUCCAAAUAUAAAUGUCAGCUAUAUAUUGAUGAAAGCAUCAAAUUUGUGAUCAAUAUCACUUCGUACA